Molecule: messenger RNA, 450 nt
Organism: Hippopotamus amphibius kiboko
Lineage: Eukaryota; Metazoa; Chordata; Mammalia; Artiodactyla; Hippopotamidae
Product: late histone H2B.L4-like
Exons: 2
Coding region: 1-450 (149 amino acids)
Biological process (GO): nucleosome assembly
Cellular component (GO): nucleosome
Molecular function (GO): DNA binding; structural constituent of chromatin; protein heterodimerization activity
Source: RefSeq, a predicted model, not a curated record
AUGGCUGAGCCUUCGUCUGAGCUGUCUGAGGAAAACCUGGGCACCGAGGAACCCCCGAAGCCGAAGAACACGAAGCUGAAGAACCUGAAGCCGCAGCGCCGCCGCCGCUGCCGCCGCCGCCGCCGCCGCCGCUGCAGCCGCCGGGUUGGCUUUGAAAGCUUCGCCACCUAUUUCCCCAGGGUCCUGAAGCAGGCCCACGAGGGCCUGAGCCUCUCGAAGGGGGCGGUGGACGUCCUGGAUUCGUUCGUUGAGGACAUCUUCGAGCGCAUCGCCAGCGAGGCCGGGCACCUGGCCCGCUCCACCAAGCGCUCCACCAUCACCUACAGAGAGAUCCAGACCUCCGUGCGCCUGCUGCUGCCCGGGCACUUGGGCAAGCACGCCGUGUCCGAGGGCACCAAGGCCGUCAUCACAUACACCCUCCACAAAAUGAGCUGCCUCCGGACCACCUGA